CUUUAUUAGUUCUUGUACAAAAGAACAUUGUAUAUAAUCCGAUGUGUGAUAUUGAAAACAUUAACAUUAAUAUUAUAUUUACUAGGAAGAACAAUUUGUAUAGUGUAUAUUCUCUCCAUAGUGUACAUUAAUACAAAAAGUUAGGCGAAGAAGAAAAACAAACGUGUAUGUCUAGUCAAUCCCUAAUCGUGCCAAACAUGGAAGUUGACGAUCAGGGAAAGAAUGAGGAUUAUUACUUGGAAUUGUCCACCGAACCCAUCAGGUUUGAAUCAGUCAGCAGCCUCACGAAUGUAUUUUUCGAUGAUUCAAAACAACAAGUUUUCGCCGUUCGCUCAGGAGGUGUUACAGGAGUGCUCGUUAAGGGCCCUGACCAGAACAUAAAUUUUCGAAUGGAGGAUAAGGGCCCAGUGAUUUCCAUCAAAUUUUCUCCCGACAUGAAUGUACUUGCAAUUCAACGUACCAGUACUUCGGUGGAGUUUGUCAAUUACUCUCCUGUCACUGGUUUGGAUAACGUCGAGUAUUCUCAGUCCUGCAAAGGAAAGAAUGCCACAAUAUUGGGUUUUGUGUGGACACAUAACACUGAGAUAUUAAUAGUCACAGAUCAUGGAGUAGAAUUGUUUCAUGUAAAUCCAGAAAAACGUAAUAUUAGGGCAGUAAAAUGUUUAAGUUUAGGUGUAAAUUGGUUUGUAUUUUGUCCUAAAAGUUACCUGGUGUUACUGUCAUCUGGUACAGUUGGUAAUCAAAUACAAGCAUUACAUGUUACACCUGGCAAUCUUCACAAAUUGACCAAGUUUGAAAUUGAACAUAGCAUAACAAAACCAGGAAAGUUGGCUGUUUCUGAAAGAGAUGUAGCAUUGGCUGUAUUAUAUGGAACACCUUGUAUAAUCCUGUUACGACAUCAGCCAGGAGCUAACCGCGCUAUAGGAACGGCGUUUGUGUACAUCUAUACUGUACACAAAAUGAUGACCAUCAAGAAAAGUCAUAUGUUAAAAUUGGACGUUAGUGGCAGAUUUGCUAUAAACGUUGUUGAUAAUCUUAUUAUUGUUCAUCAUCAAGCAUCAAAGACAUCCAUGAUAUUCGAUAUAAUGUUGUCUGGUGUGAGUGAUGGCACGGUAAUGCAUCAUACCAGUGUGACUAUGGCAAAACCGAUCAAGCCGUAUAAUCUUAAAGUACCGGGUGCAACAUUGUCCGAUCAGAUGUAUCAGCCAUGUCAAUUAUAUUCUCCCAAUUGGGUUGUCUUUCAGCCAAAUAUAAUCAUUGACGUGAAGCUCGGUUGUUUAUGGUAUAUCGAGCUCAGGUUGGACGCUUUGGUAAAGCUGAUUACGGAUAAAGUAUUGCUCAUCGAAUUUUUAAUGCAGCGUGCGAACGCUAAGCAGAUAUUGAUACAAGUCCUCCAGAGCUUCAUGACGCACUUACCCGUAAGCUUGAUGGAGAUGCCGGCCAUAUUUGAUAAACUUAAUUCCGUGUACAGGAAUUAUUUAGAAAGUGAAAUACAAAAUCAGAUGGGAACGCCGUUGCAGAAUAAUGUAAAAAACUUAACAACAGUGGCUGAGAACUUCAAGUAUAAACUGUUACUCGAUCAGAGCGACAUGUAUAGUCACAUAUUAUCCAAGUUUCCCGAAGACGCGAUAGAGCCAAAGAUGAUAAUAUGGGUUUUGCUCGAAUAUAUCAGAUCGUUAGCUGAACACGGGAUACCUGUGCAACAUUACUUGCACGAGUUGGUCAUUACGACGUUGGUACACCGGAAGGCGUAUUACCAGCUGCAUCAGUUGCUGCAAUACCACGUGGUCUCCGAUUCGAAGCCCCUGGCCUGCCUGCUGCUCUCUUUGGAGAACCUGUAUCCGGCGGCGCAUCAGUUGGCCUUGGACAUGCUGAAGAGGCUUGGCAAUGCGCACGAGGAGAUAAUCGAAGUGCUCUUGUCAAAGGGACAUAUCUUGGCUGCCCUAAGGUACGUUCGAUCGGUCGGUAUGGCGGAUCAAGUGUCCGCGAGAAAAUUCCUGGAAGCAGCGAAAGCGAUCGACGACGCGACGCUCUUUCACUCGGUUUUCAAGUUCUUCGAGCAGCGAAACCUGAGGCUGCACAACACUACGGCCUUCACCAGGGGGGAACACUGUCAGCCGUAUGUACAGCACUUCAGGUACUUGUUCCAAGUCACCGACAACGAGUGCAAUUCGGAUACGAAUUCGAAUGUUACCACCAUCUCAUCGUAAGACUGUACAAUACCGAUUUCCGCGUUACCGCGAUAGAUAGUUAUGAUUUAUAUAUAAUAUACAAAGUUGAGGCAUGGGCGCAUGCCGUGCCAGAGCUACUGCGGUAUUUGUAAGUUCUUCUACGGUGCUUGUAUAAAUAUAUUAUACUGUCACGAAUUAUUUAUUACGGAGGAGAGAAGGAAAACGAGGAUACUUUUGUGAAUAACACGUAUGAUUUACUCGUC
Harpegnathos saltator (Jerdon's jumping ant) is the source of this 2434-nucleotide messenger RNA. RefSeq names its product regulator of MON1-CCZ1 complex protein bulli (gene Bulli). The record is from RefSeq and is a predicted model, not a curated record. Gene Ontology annotation, biological process: regulation of autophagy. Gene Ontology annotation, cellular component: Mon1-Ccz1 complex; lysosomal membrane; late endosome membrane. The transcript has 11 exons. Bases 168 to 2210 code for a protein of 680 amino acids. NCBI's taxonomy places the organism in Eukaryota, Metazoa, Arthropoda, Insecta, Hymenoptera, Formicidae.